CGGCAACAUUAUUGAUUCUACGAAAGUAGUUGUUUGCGCGUGUCAAAUUGUACCUCGAUGCAAAGGUAGACCUCCCGACAGUAAUAACACAUAUUAACUCACCUAGGGUGGGUGACCAACGGUAACGUUCCAGAAACACAUUGCGUUGAACUAUUGCUUUGUUCACACGUUGUUAAAGUCCACGGUUAAAAGAUAUCGAUAUUGAAAUAUAUAUAUAUUAUUUGUGAAAAUGAUGAAAAAGACGUUAUAUUUCACAUUUAUUGUGCUUCUUGUGGUUGUGACGAACAUUGAAUCCAAAAGAAGCAUGUCUCGCAGUCGAAGCUCGGGAUCUGGACGCAGUACAAGCAGAAAAACUAAUACACAUUCUCAACCAGCGCCUACCCCUUUAAGCCACUCACAGGCUUCCGCGCCCAAACCCUCUUUGUUUGGAUGGCAAGAGAAACCAGCUCAGAAAAGUCAAGGUCAUUCGUAUCCACAAAGUAAUACUGGACUUUCUGGAAGUAAUCAACCAAAAACGUCCCAGCAAGAAGCCAUACAAAGGAGCAACGUACCUUUACAGCAAUCUAAACCAGUGCAGACUAGUCAAUCAGGUCAUGCAUAUCCACAAAGUAAUACUGGCUUGUCUGGAAACAGUCCACCAAAAACAUCUCAACAAGAAAGCAUGCAAAGGAGUAAUGUUCCUUUACAACAAUCUGGAAUUUCUCCGCAAAACAGUCAAUCGGGGGCUUCUUAUCCAGCUUCGAAUGGUCUAUCUGGAAAUUCUGGUUCAGGUACCGGGUAUCCACAAGGGUCAGGGUUAUCAGGUUCUAACUCGGCAUCACUUCCAAAUCAAGGAAUGAACUCGCCCAAUAAUUUUAGACCACAUGCUUCUCCUCCUAAUGGUUUUAACAAUAAUAACCAACCUCCACAUGGACCACCACCUCCAUAUUCAAGCUUAGGAAAUAACUACAACCAUCAUCCUCAAGGACCUCCUCCACCAUAUACAAAUAAUGGACAUGGUUAUGGAGGCUACGGAGGACAUGGGGGUUAUGGAGGGUCAUACGGGCCACAGUCACCCGGCUAUUUUGGAGGUUAUGCUAAUAAUGGUAAAAACUUCGGAGGUGUAAGCCAAACACGAAGUGCCUUAACUGGAGUUGGUAUUGCUGGUGCUGGAAUAGGUACGGUAUUAACGGGCUUGGCAUUAUGGAAUUUAGCUAGAUCGACUGGCCGCCACCAUCACACCGUAAUUUAUGACAACCGAGGACAACCGAUUGCUGUUGCCCCUGAAAAUAGUACAACACCAGUUUCAGAUCCUUUCUUAGACAACUUAGUCAACUGUACAUUAACUAUAAAUAAUGGCAAUACUACAGAAGUACUUGCUAUACCUUGCUCUAUUGCGACUUCAUUCACUCCGGAUGCUAAUGUGAAGGAUUUAGGUGUGAAUAGCAAUAAUAAAGAGGAUAACACAAAGUGUACAAUAACCGUUGUUACAAAAGAAGGAAAAGAAUUUAUGACAACAAUACCUUGUUCUGUUCUUCUUAAUUCAGCAGCGGAAAAUAAUGUAACAGAAACUCCAAUCUCCUUUAAUUCGACAGACAUAGAAAUUUUUACGACGGUGCCUACUGAAGAUAAAAUUUCUUCUGAACAACCGACUGCUCUAAGACUUUCUAAUAUUGCUGAAAAUACCAGUAGCGAACAUAUAUCGCCAAAUUGUACUCAAGAACCAGGGGACAUUAGAGAUCCAAUUAAUCCUUGUUUUAGUGUUAAUCAUAAUCUCACUGUUAUACCUUUACAACCAAUUGAAAAAUGAUUUCUUGUACUAAUACUAUUUAAAGUACCGAAGAAACCGUUUCGUUCAAAUGUUUCGUCGAUUAUUGAUAUAUCACAUAGUUUGGUUGUAGAUAACAUCUUACACUAUUAGAAUAAAAUAGAAGCGUAUCACGCUUUUAGUUUCUAACUAGUAAUAGAAUUAUUAGGAUGAUUUUAGUAUAUUUUUCGUUCUGGAAAAAACAACCCCAUUCCAUAAAAAUAAUAUUUAUAUAAUAUUAUACUAAUAUAUAAUGACAUGAAAAUAUUAUAGCAUUAAAUUUUCAAUAUAGGAAGUAUAUCGUAAGUAUUAAAAAUUAAUUAAAUAAUAUGUUUUGCUAGAAAAUUCAUCUUUUAUAUAUUUUUUUGUAUUCGUUCUGAAUGUGAGCCUAAAUCUUAGUAAAUUUACCUGUAUAACAUAGUUUUAAGAGCAUUACCCAUACAAAAGUCGAAGUAAAACUAAGACUACAAUUAAGAACUUUAUGUAUAAAAAGUAAAAUAAUUAAAUUAUGAUCAGCAAAUAAUGAUUAAAAUGUAUCUAAAUUUAAAAUUACAUACAAAUUAUGCUAUAUUUUUCUCUAAAUAAAUUUAUUUUUAACAAUA
Messenger RNA from Nymphalis io (European peacock), 2388 nucleotides. Its product is annotated as RNA-binding protein FUS-like. The transcript has a single exon. Lineage: Eukaryota; Metazoa; Arthropoda; Insecta; Lepidoptera; Nymphalidae. The record is from RefSeq and is a predicted model, not a curated record. The coding region runs from base 230 to 1789 and encodes 519 amino acids.